CAGUGGGUUCAGUUCUGGUCUGGGUCAGUGUCCUCCUUAGCUUCACGUCAUCAUCAUCUUAACCCGUGUUGCACUAGCUGGCUUGCCUGGACGUGCGACGCCAUCGAUUUCUUCGCAGUGUCACUCACAAUAAACCUCCUGUCAAAACAAUUUAACCAGUCGACAAGUUCGAUCGUGCGCUUUUUUGGUCCUUCCUUCGCUGCUUGUGCGCUAAUGUACACCGCGGUCACAGACGACCGCUAUAACGUUGACCCUUUUAUUCCGACCUGUCGGCGCUAUUAUUUUCGGUAUCUUAUCUGAUCGAUUUGGUCGCAAGUGGCCAUUGGUGUUCAAUCUCCUUCUCUGCUGUGUCUUUGAGCUUGCAACUGGCUUUGUCAACACAUUUCCGCAAUUCCUCGGCGUUCGUGCUAUAUUCGGUAUUGCCAUGGGUGGAAUAUGGGGACUUUCGUCAGCAUCAGCUCUUGAGAACUUGCCUGUCGAACUUCGUGGGAUUGGAAGUGGAGUUUUGCAGGAAGGCUAUGCUGUUGGAUACCUGCUCGCAGCUGUGAUAAACUUGACCCUGGUAGCCCAACACGGAUGGCGGGUCCUUUUCUGGACUGCAUCAGGCAUCAGCUUCUUUGCUGCAGUCGUUCGCAUGAUCGUCCCAGAGAGCGCGUUCUUCCUGCGUGCCAAAGAACAAGAGAAGGCGAGAGGGACCAAUACCUCACAGAAAACUAAAACCUUCAUUAAAGAAACGAAGGCGAUGCUUAAGCGUCACUGGCUCUUAUGCAUUUAUGCUGUACUCUUAAUGACAGGUUUCAACUUCUUGUCUCACGGUUCACAGGAUUUGUAUCCCACGUUCCUCGAGGAUAGCAAGAGUUUUAGCACUCACGACGCCACUGUCGCGACCAUUAUUGGCAACUGUGGUGCGGUUGCCGGUGGUGCUAUUGCUGGAUCGGUGAGCCAGUACAUCGGACGCCGCCUGACGAUUGUAAUUUUCGUGCUUCUCGUUGGAGCAUUCAUUCCAUUAUGGGUUCUACCUUCCUCAUUUUCUGCCCUCUCUGCUGGGGCAUUCUGUAUCCAAGUUGGUGUUCAAGGCGCUUGGGGUGUCAUCCCGAUCCAACUGGCUGAGAUGUCCCCGCCAGCUUUCAGAGCAACAUUUCCUGGUGUUGCUUACCAGAUUGGCAACAUGAUAUCGGCAGCAUCAGCUCAGAUUGAAGCCACUGGUGCUGCCAACUUGAAGACAACGAUCAUAGUGGACGGAGUUCCUAAGUCGGAGGCAAAUUAUGCAACUGUGCAAGCCAUCUUCAUUGGUGUCGUUUCUGCAUUCGUAGUGAUUAUCACAAUCAUUGGGCCUGAAAACCACGGCUCACAUUUCGAGAACCAUAAGACUGCUUUCGAAGAAGGAGGCGGGAGAGAUGAUGCUGUGGCUGAUAGCGCAUCACAAACGUCAUUUCACGAAGUCAACUCGGAGAAGAGCAGCGCUUAGGCUGCGUGAGCGCCUCCGCCUCUGUAUGAACAUGAUCGUAGUAUUUAUUUAUCUACAGUUAAUCAUGUGUUUGAAACACAAAAAUGACUUUGUGUACUGUUACACGACUGUAACGCAUCUCCAGUAUAUUUUUUCCAUGUAAACAUACACUUCAUGACUACAGUAAUUUUUAUACCUUUGCAGCCAUUUGUGCACGUUGAUUUCGAACUGCUUGGAAUCUUACCAUUUCCCCAUCGAGCCUUGGCAAAAAC
This is a messenger RNA of Suillus plorans, 1719 nucleotides long. RefSeq names its product major facilitator superfamily domain-containing protein. Gene Ontology annotation, biological process: plasma membrane lactate transport. The record is from RefSeq and is a predicted model, not a curated record. Gene Ontology annotation, cellular component: plasma membrane. Bases 425 to 1468 code for a protein of 347 amino acids. Gene Ontology annotation, molecular function: secondary active monocarboxylate transmembrane transporter activity. The transcript is spliced from 13 exons. NCBI's taxonomy places the organism in Eukaryota, Fungi, Basidiomycota, Agaricomycetes, Boletales, Suillaceae.